Medicago truncatula (barrel medic) is the source of this 963-nucleotide messenger RNA. RefSeq names its product protein MODIFYING WALL LIGNIN-1. The transcript is spliced from 3 exons. The record is from RefSeq and is a predicted model, not a curated record. Lineage: Eukaryota; Viridiplantae; Streptophyta; Magnoliopsida; Fabales; Fabaceae. The coding region runs from base 30 to 761 and encodes 243 amino acids.
CCAAAAGAAAAGGGUCUUAUAUUGAGAGAAUGGCUGUUACACAUGCAGACCUUGAACCAAAAAGUAAAACAGAUUUGAGUAGUAAAACAGUAGUUUUUCUUGUUAUCACAAUUAUAUUAGGCUUAUUCACUUUCAUCCUAUGUCUCAAAGCUGAAGUUACACGUUCUCAGGUGACAUGGAUUAUGAAUAAAGAUGGAAAAGAUAAGGGAGAUAAAUAUGAAUGUGCUUACAAUGGUAACGGUAAAGUACCUUUGCUAUGUUCUGCUUGUGCCUUUGUUGGACUAGCAAUUGCCUUGGUUAUGGAGCAUAUUUACAUGUUGAUAGCAGUGAGUAAAUCACCACCUUCUUUACUUGAUUGGGAUAAUGAUUCUUCUUCUGUCAAGUCCUUAAUAUCCUUGGCUGGUUUUUUCUACAUUACAACUUGGAUUUGUUUCGCAGUUGCGGAGAUUUUGUUAUUGGCAGGACUUAGUGUAGAAUCAGGCCAUUUAAAAAAUUGGACUAAGCCAAGAACAAAUUGCUACGCCAUCAGAGAAGGUUUGUUCUCAGCAGCUGGAGUGUUUGCUUUAACAACAGUUUUCAUAGCUGCUGGAUUAUACCUAACAAUACUUCGUGCACAAAGAAUGUCAGAGGUGGUAGCAACUGUUGGAAGAGAGGUUCUAGAAGCUUCUAAUUUCUUUGCUUUUCCACCAAGAUCACCUCAAAGGCAUAUCACAACUGUUGCAAGGGAGAACCCUAAAACAAUAGAGUCAAUAAAUUUGUAGAGAGUAUAGUUUGAUCCUUUGGUUUGGUCAAAUGGAUCGAAUUUUUAAGGUAUAGUAAAGUGGCUAAAUUAUAGAAUCAAAAUUCUUUUGAUUGUGGAUAAACAUAUGAUAUGGAUGUGGUCCAAAUUAUGGACACUAGUUAGAAAUAUGACCUUUUGGUUUGUAUUCUAACGAAUUCAAUAUAAGAGUUUUUAAGGUGCUA